AUGACACCUAUGCUUUUCUUACGAGCUUUGGCGCCACUUAUGGCACUUCCAGACGUUAGAUUUAACGUAGUGAAGAGAAUUGAUGGAUGGUUGCAGCAUGUUAAGCUACAACGGCUAGCCAUGCAACUUUUGAUUCUUGUCGGUCUCAAUUAUGGUAAUGCAUCGGAUUCGCCUCAAGAAAAGUCGAUCCUCGCGCGGCUAUUGCAAAUGAGAAUGCUGAAGAAUAAGAAUAUCUUUUUGGUUUUUUUUGCUGAGAUAGAACCCUUCAUUAAGGUUACCUCUGUAUUCACAGUCGCAUUGCGAGAGAUGCUAAUGCGAAAGGAUGACUGCAACAUGCGCACGACAAUUCAGCUUUUAUUAGAAAAUGAGUUUGGACAUGUUAUGUCU
Cylicostephanus goldi is the source of this 387-nucleotide messenger RNA. The record is from the annotation of a GenBank genome assembly. NCBI's taxonomy places the organism in Eukaryota, Metazoa, Nematoda, Chromadorea, Rhabditida, Strongylidae.